UGUACCUUUUCCGUGAUGAAAAUGAUGUAGUAACUAGUAAGCAAUGUCUGCGCUUAAAUAGUGCCGUAAUGAAUUUGUAAUUUGCAUCUUCUUAUCUUAAAAUUUCACAUGUUUAUCCCCAUGACUGUUUAGUGACACCCACUAUUUGUAAAAGAGUCAUCAUGUGACAUGAGAACUGAGAAGAUAACCCUGCCUUAAUAACUGUUGCUUCCUCCAAACAUCAUUUACCCGGACGCUUUUUGGAGCUAGGUUCAUUAGAAAGAGCCUAGUAUUUGGUCCACAUUCAUAGUGCAUUUUUUAACUAUAACCCCAGCCCCUCAAGUCAAUCCAUGUGUGUUCAACAAUUAUGUAUAAAUAUGACUCCAUUUCCAAUUCCUCUCAUCAUUCUUACUCCAUCUUACUCUCAUUCUCUCAUCCAUUUAUUCAUGUAAACACCAUAUCAACAUUUCAACAACAUAUAUAUACAUAGCUCUGCCCCUACCAUUAAUUCAUUUCCCUAUCCAGCGAGCAUACAUUAACUACCUUUCAUUUCAAUUUUCAAUCAUUUGUAUGUGCAUUUGUGUAUAAAUAUACAUGUACAUAUUGUGAUUUGUGAUUACUAAGCUGCUUAAGGGACAGGAGAGAAAGGGGUGCUAGUAGCUUUUGGAUAUGAUGGCAAGGAUUCCAGUGAGGUUUCAGAGGAUGGCUGCAGCAUGUCUGAGGCCCUGCGACGAGAGCAGCGGAAGCGAGCACUCACCGGAGAGUUUAACCGAUUUGUCUGAUCUAGUGAAUUCCUUCAUGGAGCAGAAUGAGAGAUCACAAGAAGGCGGUGAAGAUGAUGGGGCUAAUGUUCGUCGUAAUGAGGGAAAUGUUGAGAAAUUGGAGUGGUCUGAAUCAGAGAAGAGGGAAAUGUUGCAGAGUUUCUUUGCUGGGAGUGAAGAAGGUGAUGAGAAGAAUGAAAGGGAUGCUAAAGAAACAAUUAGAGGAGAGGUUGAGUUUGCAUUGGGAAUUGUUGGUAACAGUUCUUUUCCUGGAUUCAAACGUCUCUUGAUGUCAAGAUUGAGGGAGAAAGGUUUCGAUGCUGGGCUCUGCAAAACUAGGUGGGAGAAAAAUGGAAGAUUAACAACUGGGGAUUACGAGUACAUUGAUGUCAAUUUUUCCGGAAAACGCUACAUUGUUGAAGUUUCACUUGCUUCUGAGUUCGAAAUAGCUCGUCCCACGCAUGAAUAUACUUCCCUGCUAGAAGUUUUCCCAGUGAUAUUUGUUGGCAAAGUGGAAGAGCUGAAGCGUGUAGUGAGGCUAAUGAGCAGUGAAAUUAAAGGGUCCAUGAAAAAAAGGGACCAGCACAUGCCUCCAUGGAGAAGAAAUGUGUAUAUGCAAGCCAAGUGGUUUAGUUCCUACAAGCGAACAACUAAUGCUGUUGCAAGCAGAGAAGCAUUAUCACAUUUGGCUCCUGAGUCUUUAUAUCCUAAGAAGUCCAUAGGCUUUGAAGCACGGCCUGUGAAAGUGUAUAAUUGAAUUGCAGAGAGCAUUAUGUGACCAAUACUGGGUUCAGAAUUGGUCACUUGACUGCUACAUUUAGUUCUGAUAACUUUGGUUUGCAAUUAUAGUCAAAAAAAAUUGUAGAUGUGUGUUUUUUGGGGGGUUAGUGUUGAUUAAGUGAUUGUGUGAAGUGCCUUUUUUGAGGUGGUUGGUGUUCAUAAGUGAUUGUGUGGAGUGUCUCUGCCUUUGCACACAAAGCACAGGGUGCUUGAGUACUGAUGGACA
Messenger RNA from Lotus japonicus, 1746 nucleotides. RefSeq lists its product as uncharacterized. The transcript has 2 exons. The coding region runs from base 649 to 1497 and encodes 282 amino acids. The record is from RefSeq and is a predicted model, not a curated record. NCBI's taxonomy places the organism in Eukaryota, Viridiplantae, Streptophyta, Magnoliopsida, Fabales, Fabaceae.